Molecule: messenger RNA, 1963 nt
Organism: Dendroctonus ponderosae (mountain pine beetle)
Lineage: Eukaryota; Metazoa; Arthropoda; Insecta; Coleoptera; Curculionidae
Product: membrane-bound transcription factor site-1 protease-like
Biological process (GO): proteolysis
Cellular component (GO): Golgi apparatus
Molecular function (GO): serine-type endopeptidase activity
Source: RefSeq, a predicted model, not a curated record
ACUGACAUUUCAAUGCUAUUUAACCUCAAACUCUGUAAAUAAGGUCAUUGCCAUUUGAAAUCCAAUGUUUUCUUAACUGCGCUCCGAUGUGCCCCCGUUUGAAUGAUGAUUAGGCGUAAAAAGAAGUGGAAACGAUCGAGCUCCGUCUGAAAAUGCGCGGCUUGCGAGUGGUGCUCCUGAGUCUGGCGCUGUGUUUGCAAGUACUUUCGACCAACACCCAAAACUAUGCGAACAAUAAGGAGGGCCCCCCCAAGCCGGGCGAAGCGAUUCUCGAGUCGCCGCUUUGUUGCAACUUGACGGUGGAACAUGUGGACGUUGACUACACGUCGAAAAUCGUGGAAAAUGAGUACAUUGUCAUGUUCAAUGGCUAUUACAAGAGCCAGGCGCGAGCCACCUACAUUGAAACCGCCCUGAACAACACGGGGUUGAAGCGGUGGAAAAUUGUCGACCGUGAGAACCCGGCAAGUGAUUUUCCUAGUGAUUUUGAUGUGAUUGUGCUGGAAGACACGGAAAGUUUACAAGCAGGCUUGAAGGCCCUAAACGACCAUCCGGCUAUUAAGAGAGUGACUGCUCAGCGAAUGGUGUCGCGCACUCUAAAGUUUCUGAGCGCAAACGAGAGGGGCACCAACACUAAUUCUAAGGAGAAACUUUGGCAAAACGGCGCCAGACAUCACACUUCCAGGAAACUACUCAGAGCCGUCCCCAAGCAAAUUACCAGCGUCUUGCAGGCGGGCACUUUAUGGGCAAUGGGUAUCACCGGCAAAGGUAUCAAAGUGGCCAUUUUCGACACGGGACUCUCCAAAAGCCAUCCGCACUUCAGAAAAAUCAAGGAACGAACCAACUGGACCAAUGAAAAGACCUUUGAUGACGGUUUAGGGCAUGGAACUUUUGUGGCCGGAGUGAUUGCCUCGUCCAAGGAGUGUUUGGGCUUCGCCCCCGACUCUGAGCUGUACAUUUUCCGAGUUUUCACCAACAACCAGGUUUCCUACACUUCGUGGUUUCUGGACGCCUUCAACUAUGCCAUUAUGAAGAAGAUGAAUGUGCUCAACUUGAGCAUCGGCGGUCCCGACUUCAAGGAUCAUCCCUUUGUUGAUAAGGUGUGGGAGUUGACCGCCAAUAAGGUGAUAAUGGUGUCAGCAAUUGGUAAUGAUGGGCCCCUUUACGGCACGUUGAACAACCCGGCCGACCAGAUGGAUGUGAUCGGGGUGGGCGGCAUCAAUUUUGAGGACCAAAUCGCGAAGUUUUCCUCCAGAGGAAUGACGACAUGGGAGUUGCCGCAAGGCUACGGCCGAGUGAAGCCCGACAUUGUCACCUUCGGGUCGGCAGUUAAGGGCUCGCAUAUUAAGGGCGGCUGCAGAACGCUGUCGGGGACAAGUGUGGCGUCUCCGGUGGUGGCCGGGGCGAUAACGCUUCUGGCCAGCGGCGUGCUGCAUAGAGGCGAAGACAUCAUCAACCCUGCCAGCAUUAAGCAGGCCUUGAUGGCAUCGGCGCGCCGACUUCCUGGCGCGAACAUGUUCGAGCAGGGGCAUGGGAAGUUGGACUUGGUCAAGGCCCAUCACAUUUUGAACAGCUACAAGCCUCAGGCCAGCUUGAGCCCCAGCUACAUUGACCUGAGCGAAUGUCCGUAUAUGUGGCCGUACUGCACACAGCCCUUGUAUUAUGGCGCGGUGCCCUUAAUCGUCAACGUGACCAUCCUGAAUGGGAUGGGCGUAACCGGGCGGAUUGUGGGCAAGCCCACUUGGCACCCCUACACGCCUCAGCAAGGGCAUUUUUUGGAGGUUUCGGUGGCCUACUCGGAGGAAUUGUGGCCGUGGUCAGGCUGGCUGGGGGUUAGUCUCUCAGUCUCGCUGGAGGGCGCCAGCUAUGAGGGCAUAGCCCAAGGGCACAUCACUAUCACAGUGGAAUCGCCUCCUCAAAACGGGGAAAUUGACCCCAGAAGCAGCACGGUGGAACUUCUAGUCAG